This is a messenger RNA of Leptomonas pyrrhocoris, 2185 nucleotides long. Its product is annotated as acetyltransferase-like protein. Gene Ontology annotation, biological process: tRNA wobble base 5-methoxycarbonylmethyl-2-thiouridinylation. The record is from RefSeq and is a predicted model, not a curated record. Gene Ontology annotation, cellular component: elongator holoenzyme complex; nucleus; cytoplasm. NCBI's taxonomy places the organism in Eukaryota, Euglenozoa, Kinetoplastea, Trypanosomatida, Trypanosomatidae. The transcript has a single exon. Gene Ontology annotation, molecular function: iron-sulfur cluster binding; catalytic activity. The coding region runs from base 128 to 2185 and encodes 685 amino acids.
GGUCCUUUGAGAAGAGAUUCUCUCACUGCCCAUUUGAAAGAUAUCUGCUCUGCAAGCUCUUUCAAGUACACUUACUACUCUGGGAAGUGUCAAUUCAUUAGAAGCGGUAACUAGGACGAAGACAACCAUGUCCACCCCAGCAUCUGAGGCAGCCAACACGGCUGCGCCGUUGCGCUCCAGUGAAGAGGCCGAGCUCAAGCGACCGCGUGUGGAGGGAACUUCUGCGGUGACUUCCGCAUCGCCUCCCCCCACCGCCCUUUCGACCCUUCACAUCAGCGCCAAGGAGUCCCGCUUCGAGGGCCGCCACAUGCCCUCCUCCUUCCACACCCUACUUGGCACCUACGCCGUUCCCACCGAAGCGAAGGAUGUGGAGGACCUUGUGGGCGGUCACGAGGACUUCAGCGACCUGCCGGAGGACCGUCGACAGGCGCUGAUGCAGUCCGUCCGCACUCUCAUCUCGAAGAUCGCCGGGGCGAAGUCAGCGAAUCAGCUGGAACACCUUCGCGUGAAGGCGUCACGGCUGCCGGGCUUUAAGGACACGGCACGGAAGUCGGAGCUGACGGCGGCGUACCGCCAGCUCGUCCGCGAGGGAGCCAUCCGCGAAAGCCCCGUGGUGGAGGAGUUGCUGAUCCGCAAGAAGGGGAAGUCCCACAGUGGUGUGUUAGUGGUGACGGUCUUUAUGGGCCCUGGGGAGUUCAGCUGUCCGAAGGACUGCUACUACUGCCCGAACCAGCCGGGCAUUGCGCGGAGCUACCUGCUGAAGGAGCCCGGCGUGCUGCGGGGCUUCCGCAACGGCUGGGACCCCAUCAGCCAGUUCUACGACCGCGCCAGCGCCUUGGAGAACAACGGGCACGUGGUGGAUAAGAUCGAGCUCAUCAUCCUCGGCGGCACGUUUUCCUUCUACCCGGCGCAGUACGUGGAGGAGUUCAUGACGGCGUCCUUCUACGCUGCGAACACGUACUACGACUCCGCCCCGCUGCGAGAGAUGCGCAGUCUGGCUGAGGAGAUCACCCUCAACGAGGAGGCGCGGUGCCGCAUUAUUGGUGUGACGGUCGAGACGCGGCCAGACUACAUCAACGCGCGGGAGCUACGCCGCUUCCGUAGUCUCGGCGUUACGCGUGUGCAGCUCGGCAUUCAGCACCUGGAUGACGAUAUUCUGAACGUCAUCAAUCGCGAGUGCCCGACGGCGAAGACGAUUGUGGCGAUUCAGCGGCUGCUGGAUGCCGGCUUCAAGGUGGACGCGCAUUGGAUGCCCGACCUGCCCGGCAGCAGUUUUGAAAAGGAUAUGGAGAUGUUCGAAACGCUGUUCUCGGACGAGAACGAGGCCUUCCAGGUGGACCAGUGGAAGGUCUACCCGACCGCCACCGUGCCCUUCACGAAGAUCAGCGAGUGGUACGCGCAGGGCCUGUACAAACCCUAUGCAGAGUUGGAGAACGGCGCCUACAUGGUGAAGCUGCUCGUGUACAUCAUGGAGCACUGCCCCUACCGCAUCCGACUUAACCGAAUCAUCCGCGAUAUCCCGACGACGUACAUCAUAGGAGGCGAGAAGCGGUGCAACCUCCGCCAGGUCAUCGAGGAGGAGAUGCGCGCACGCCACAUACGCUGCAAAGACAUCCGCGAACGCGAGUGCAAAGGCAGCCCCAUCGAUCGCGCGAACACGCACUUCUUUGUCGAUACAUUUCGCGCCAGCGAUGGUACUGAGCUCUACCUCUCCGUCGAGAACGGCGACCGCACGCAACUGUACGGUCACCUUCGCCUGCGCCUUCGCGAUGAUGCGACGGUCGAGGAGCGCAACAUUCUCCCGGUGCUGCGCGGGUGUGCCCUCAUUCGGGAGCUGCACACUUACGGCAAGCUCAUCGCGGUGAGCCAGCACAACACCGGGCACGAGACGCAGCACGUCGGCGUCGGCACCCAACUUAUGCGAGAGGCGGAGCGGAUGGCCUCCGAGCACGGCUUUGCCCGCACGGCGGUGAUUGCGGGGGUGGGGGUGCGCCGGUACUACGCCAAGUUGGGCUAUCACCUGGAGGAGACGUACAUGGUGAAGGAUUUGGGCUGCACGGCCACGGCGAUCACGGAGGACCAGGUGGUGCAGGACGACGACAACGAGAACUCCGCCUACCAAGGAUUCGUCAACUCGGUCAAGUCUUUCUUUGGGUUCGGCGCGUCGAGCAGUCCGCGGAGGUAG